CGCCCGCCUGCCAGCCGCCAUCUUAGCUCCGUGCCGCCAGGCUGGCGCGGCCGUUGCUGUGUCGGAGCGAUUCUCUCGCGAGGAAGGGCGCCAUUAUCGGAUUUUAACAAGCAAGAAACGAGAACUGAACGAUUGCAGUGGAUUUUGGUGUUGAUAGAUGCUGGAUGAUACCUAGAUGAUGUCAGAACACGAUUUGACAGAUGUGGUUCAAAUUGCUGUUGAUUUGACAGAAGAUCAAGCAGAAGUUUUGGAGAAUCAUCAGCCUGAGGAUGGAUCUGCACAACCAGCUCUUAAACGUCCACGUGUAGAAAUUUCAAAUGGGCAGCCAAUCCAAGAUGCCACAAUAAAGUCCAUUCUCUUUGACAUUAAUCAGGCCAUUUGUUUGCGUCUUGAUAGUAUUGAAGCUAAAAUUCAGGCUGUUGAAGCAACUUGUAAAGCUAUUGAAGAAAAGAUAGAUUUGGCUCUUAAUAAACAGAAUAGUCCUAUCCAGGUUCCGAUGGUGGCAGGGUCACCUCUGGGGGCAACACAGACAUGGAACAAAGUACGCAGCACUGUACCACAGACUACCGUAAUAUUAAAUAGUGAUCGUCAGAACCCAAUUGCUUCCAAGAUUUCUGGACAGGAAGAAGCUAUACCCCGAGGAACAGACACUCUUGAUAAUAUUCUCAGCAAUUCUAUGCCAGGGAGGAGACAGAACACAAUAAUUGUGAAGGUUCCUGGCCAUGAAGAUAGCCAUCAGGAAGAUGUUGAAAGUGGAUCUGAAACAAGUGAUACUGUUUCUAAUAGUGGUCAAUCAGGAGGUCAGAAUUUGGCACCAAAUGUCACGCUCAUCACAUUGAACUCUGAAGAGGAUUACCCUAACGGAACCUGGUUAGGUGAUGAGAAUAAUCCUGAGAUGCGAGUCAGAUCUCCUAUUACUCCUGCUGAUAUGCUACAUGUUGCAACAAAUUGCAGAACAGCUGAAAAAAUGGCAUUGACACUUUUGGAUUACCUUUUCCAUCGAGAGGUACAAGCUGUAUCCAAUCUCUCAGGGCAAGGAAAACAUGGCAAAAAGCAGCUGGAUCCUCUAAUGAUCUACGGAAUUAGAUGUCAUCUUUUCCAUAAAUUUGGAAUCACUGAAUCGGACUGGUACAGAAUAAAACAGAGCAUAGACUCUAAAUGCCGAACAGCAUGGCGCAGAAACAGCGUACAAAGCUUGGCAGUAAAAGGUUUUGCCCGGAGGACGCCUUCAUCUUCGGUUAUGAGUGGAGCAGGGGGAAUGCAAGGAUCAGUGCCAACAUCAGGAGACUUACAGCAAAACCCAGCCCAAACAUUGCACUAUGCAUUGGCAAAUGCUCAGCAAGUUCAUAUCCAUCGCAUUGGAGAGGAUGGACAGGUUCAACAAGUAGGACACCUGCAUAUCGCUCAGGUACCACAGGGAGAACAAGUACAAAUCACUCAGGAUAGUGAGGGCAAUCUUCAAAUACAUCAGGUCCAUGUUAGUCAAGAUGGCCAGCAAACCUGCCAGCCAUGGAACCAGUUGAAUGAAUCUUCACUGCACUCCCUCAAUGUGUUGCAAGGUGCACAGUUAAUUGCAGUAGCUUCUGCUGAACACCCAACCAGUGGAGUAGAUGGAUCACCACUCCAGGGAAGUGACAUCCAGGUACAAUAUGUACAGCUUGCACCAGUAACAGAUCAUACCACAGCAGCUCAAGGAACGGAAGCUCUUGCAGCCACAAUUCAACCUGAAAUGCAAAUUGAACAUGGAGCGAUCCAAAUUCAACAAGGAGAGAAUGGAGAAGUUGUUCAAAUCCAGAUGCCAGUUAAUACUGUCAGCAGUUAAAAAUAAACAAGCAGAACUAUAACAGAGAGAAAGAAAAAGUGUUUAAAAAAAACAACAGCCAAUCAGCAGAUUACAGCCAAACCCGAAGCCCCUCACAUGUCAAAAGAAUAAAGCAUUUAUAUGCCCUGUUGAGAAGAGUAAAAACAUUUUGAAUCAUUUGAAGAAUUUGUUUUCUGUAAGAAAUUACAUCUAACUGUUUUGGACAUUGGGAUCAACUGUUAACCAUGUACAAAACAAUGAAGGUUCUUGUAUCUGGACAAUACCAUGUUAGCUUUUACUACUCUGUGUUUUCAAGGAGUCUGGUACAACUAUAGUUUUGUCUUCACUGCUACUGAACUUUUCAGUCUGAAGUACUGAAUUGCACAGAUGCUUUGAAUUUUUGAAGAAAUAUUUAUGAAUUGUAUACAUUAUAUCCAGAAUUCAGGGAAUUUAUUUUGUUGUUAUUAUUUAGUUGCAUACACUUACGGGCAGAACCAGAUAAAGUUUUUGUAACUAAUUUUGUUCAGAAAAUAUGGCAGUUAAUUGAGGAAGUUCAUUUCAAUUAUUAUGAACAAGAAUAGCAAUGUAUAGCCAGUUCUCUCUGCCUUAAGUGAAAAACAUUUUACUGCUUAGUUUAGGUGUAGCAGAAAUGUGUUACUUUCAGCCUAUAUCAUUAAGAAAACCGCAGAUACUGUUUUUGCACUACUCUGCAGUCUGACUUAAUGACUGUUGUGCUGUUGAAACAUUCAUGUAAAGAACCAAUUAAAUCAAUGGAAACACAGUCCACAGCUCUUGACUUUGUGGAAACAUUGUUAGUUUCUGUUACAAUAAUUUUUUUUGGCUUUAUGUCUGGUUGACCAUGCAGAGAAGAACAUACUGUUCCAUAAAAAUAUUUAUUUUCCUGAGUAUUCCAAAUGUAUAAUUUUCAGUAUCUGCAAUAUGGUAUUGCACUUAAGUUAGAGCUCUUUAAACUUAGAUCUUUUUAUUUAAAUUAGCAGUUAAAUCUUUUUUUUAAAUUAGCAUUCAAAGAUGAAUAGUUUGUUAGUGCAUAACUUACUUGAUAUUAAAGAAUGUGAUAGCAUCAGAUAGAGAAGGAUCAGACUUCAG
Molecule: messenger RNA, 2908 nt
Organism: Pristis pectinata (smalltooth sawfish)
Lineage: Eukaryota; Metazoa; Chordata; Chondrichthyes; Rhinopristiformes; Pristidae
Gene: banp
Product: BTG3 associated nuclear protein
Biological process (GO): negative regulation of protein catabolic process; protein localization to nucleus
Molecular function (GO): DNA binding
Source: RefSeq, a predicted model, not a curated record